Messenger RNA from Eufriesea mexicana, 1298 nucleotides. RefSeq names its product TNF-receptor-associated factor 6. The record is from RefSeq and is a predicted model, not a curated record. Bases 54 to 1298 code for a protein of 414 amino acids. The transcript is spliced from 6 exons. Lineage: Eukaryota; Metazoa; Arthropoda; Insecta; Hymenoptera; Apidae. Gene Ontology annotation, cellular component: plasma membrane signaling receptor complex. Gene Ontology annotation, molecular function: ubiquitin protein ligase activity; protein binding; metal ion binding. Gene Ontology annotation, biological process: lipopolysaccharide-mediated signaling pathway; innate immune response; regulation of canonical NF-kappaB signal transduction.
ACAAUUUAAGCAUCAAUAAUGUUAAACAUAUUUUGUAUUUUCACAAAAAUAUAAUGGCCAAGUCAGAUAAUCCUACAAAUUGCAUUAAAGUAGCUGAAGAAAAUAUUGUCUGUGGCGAUGGUAUGAAAGAAUACCUUGAGCCCAGAUUUGAGUGUCCUAUUUGUUUAACUUGGCUACGCGAUCCAGUUUUAACAUCUUGUGGUCAUAAGUUCUGUUCGCAAUGUAUAUACACUUGGCUUCAAGGGAAAGGUGCUUGUUGUCCAGUUGAUAGUAAACCUUUAAAAUCUGAAAGUGAUUUAUUCAGAGAUUUAUAUACAAGCAGAGAGAUAUCACAACAACGUACACCCUGUCAGUAUCAACAAUUUGGCUGCAAGGUUAAAUUGUCCCCAGUGGAUAUGGAAGCACAUAUAAAUCAAUGUAUAUAUAAAAGAAGUCUUCCAGAUUCACAAAAUAUAUAUUGUUCUUUUAAAAAUGUUGGUUGCAUAGAAACAUUUUUCACUGAAGAAGAUUUGCAUGUACAUUUAGAAAAGAACAUAAAUAUUCAUUUGACUAUGGUUCUAAAGAUAUUACCACAAUUAUCUGUAUUGCAAAAUAAUGCUAGUGCAAUAGCUACAGAAUCUAAAUUGUGGGAUCCUCCACCAAAAAAUACAACUUCUGUGGAAAAAAAUGAACCACCAUUAGAAUGGCAACAAUUAUUAAAAAAUCUGUAUGAAAGGGUAGUGGUGCUAGAACAACAAAAUAGAGAAUUAUCUAUUACUGUUUCUAAUCAAAAAACUCAACUUACAACUUUGCAAACAUCUUUAAGAUUUAAUCAAGAGGAAAUGUUUUUGCGUAGUUGCAAUGGAGUUUAUAUUUGGAGAUUACAUUCUUUUCAUGAAAAACUUGAAACCAUGAUGAGUGAUUCAUUAAAAAUGUUUUAUAGUCCUGGUUUUUAUACUAGUCCUAAUGGUUACAAAAUCUGUGCUAGAAUUAAUGUAUCUUCUAAAGAUCCUGAAUUCCUAUCCUUACUUCUACAUAUAAUGAAAUCAGAAAAUGAUGAUGGUCUGGAUUGGCCAUUUAAUGGAACCAUGUAUUUCAUUUUGGUUCAUCCACAAAACUGGGAGAAAGAUAUACGAGAAAUAACUUCGUCGAGACCCGAUCUUGAAGCAUUUAAAAAACCAGUAUGCGAAUUGAAUAAACGUAGCUUUGGUUAUACAGAAUUCGUACGAAUACGAGAGUUGCCAGAGUUUUUACAAAAUGACUGUUUAAUUUUCAGGAUAGAAGUUCGAGUUUAUGAUAAAUUUAGAACACUAAUAUAA